This is a messenger RNA of Betta splendens (Siamese fighting fish), 4129 nucleotides long. RefSeq names its product single stranded DNA binding protein 4 (gene ssbp4). NCBI's taxonomy places the organism in Eukaryota, Metazoa, Chordata, Actinopteri, Anabantiformes, Osphronemidae. Gene Ontology annotation, biological process: positive regulation of transcription by RNA polymerase II. Bases 116 to 1273 code for a protein of 385 amino acids. The record is from RefSeq and is a predicted model, not a curated record. Gene Ontology annotation, cellular component: nucleus. The transcript has 17 exons. Gene Ontology annotation, molecular function: single-stranded DNA binding; protein binding.
AGGAGAAGGGGGGGAGGAAAAACACUAAAGGGGUAGCUAUGGAGAUGGAGCGUUUUCCUGGCUGCUUUCUUUGACAGGUGUUGAGUGGGGCAAAAGUCUUAAAACAGAAUCCAGCAUGUACGCCAAAGGUAAAGGAGCUGUCGUCCCUUCCGACAGCCAGGCGAGAGAAAAGUUAGCUUUAUACGUGUACGAGUACUUGCUGCAUGUCGGCGCACAGAAAUCAGCACAGACCUUCCUGUCAGAGAUCCGAUGGGAGAAGAACAUCACACUUGGGGAACCUCCAGGAUUUUUACACUCGUGGUGGUGUGUAUUCUGGGAUCUGUACUGCGCUGCCCCGGACCGGAGGGAGACAUGCGAACAUUCCAGCGAGGCCAAGGCUUUCCAUGACUAUAGCGCCGCCGCCGCCCCCAGUCCAGUGAUGGGCAACAUGCCACCCAACGAUGGCAUGCCGGGGGGACCCAUGCCCCCGGGCUUCUUUCAAGGUCCACCAGGAUCUCAGCCUUCCCCGCACACGCAGCCUCCUCCACACAAUCCCAGUAAUCCCAUGAUGGGACCUCACGGACAGCCAUUCAUGUCUCCACGGUACCCAGGUGGCCCCCGGCCCGCACUUCGUAUGCCAAACCAACCUCCUGGGAGCAUCCCUGGCUCGCAGCCGCUCCUGCCAAACAGCCUGGACCCCACCAGACCUCAAGGACAUCCAAACAUGGGCGGUCCAAUGAGAAUGAAUCCCCCCCGAGGCAUGGGAGGCAUGGGCCCGCAGAACUACGGCGGAGGAAUGAGGCCUCCUCCGAACUCCAUGGGGCCAGGGAUGCCCGGCAUGAACAUGGGUCCUGGUGGAAGAGGUCCAUGGCCGAACCCCAACACUAACUCAAUAGCUUAUUCAUCUUCAUCUCCAGGCAACUAUGUGGGCCCUCCAGGGGGAGGCGGCCCACCAGGAACCCCCAUCAUGCCUAGCCCCGGAGACUCAACAAACUCAAGCGAAAACAUUUACACAAUGAUGAAUCCCAUCGGUCCUGGUGGAAACAGACCUAAUUUCCCGAUGGGACCAGGUCCUGAUGGACCAAUGGGCGGAAUGGGCGCAAUGGAACAGCAUCAUAUGAAUGGAUCGCUAGGCUCUGGUGACAUGGAUGGGUUGCCAAAGAACUCUCCCAACAACAUGGCAGGCAUGAACAAUCCCCCAGGCACUCCGCGGGACGACGGCGAGAUGGCGGGCAACUUUUUAAACCCAUUCCAAAGUGAAAGUUAUUCACCCAACAUGACGAUGAGUGUGUGAUUUUUUUUAUCUUUGAUUUUAUUUUAUUUCUUUUUCAUCCCUCUUCCCAAUCUCCCUGUCCCGCCGGUCCUGAUGCAUUUACCCCCCUCCUUUAUCCCUACCUCCCUUUCCUCGUGGACGGUGUGCUGUGCCACACAGCCCCUGGGGAUGUCCCUGGAAAGCAGGAGUCCACUCAAGGCUUCUCAUCCCAACGCCUGUAAAAUGGGUAUAAGAACAUGAACUGGCCUCCCAGCAACAGGAAGGGUCUCCUUUCUGCUUCACCUGGGCCUGAUGGCCCGGGUGGCGUCCAAGUCUAGUCAAGAUGCCCCUAUGCAUCUACCACACUCCACUUGACCGUGCUGCUCCUAACGUAUGGGGGGCAGCCAGCAAUUGACUGACAGGGGGCCUGAAAACCCCCAUUCAUAAACUCUCAUCUGUGGCAGGAAUGAUAAAAAAAGGACUGUUGUUAUUAUAUAAGGCAAGAAUGGUUUUCAUUUAAUGUUUGUACUUUUUGUUGUUGAUAAUGAGGUUAUUGUUAUAAAUGUCAUAAUUGAUAUUCUACUAAUGUAGUUAUGAUUUCUUGUAAGAGGCACAUGUUAUCUCAGCAGCAACAUCAAAAAUGAUAGAAUAAGCACACGCUCCAAAAAUGCACAAUGAUUUUCUGUUUACAUGAUUUUAGGUUGUUUUGUCGUUUUCUGUUUUUUUUGUCACAUUGGUUUCACUUAACAUACCUCUCCUUAAAACGUCCUCUGACCUUUUAGUUGUUGUUCGCCUUUUAAGCGUCUGCUUCACCAUUUCCAUAAACAUACAAGUGUUUAGAUGAUUGAUGAGCUUUCCCUGGUAAAGGAGUGUUAAUGUCUUGGCUCAAACGUAUCCACACAGUAAUAACAGAGGCCUUCUCCACAUUGUUUUGUCUGCUGCUGCACCUGAAUGAUCAGAUGUCUCGCUAUGUUUCCUGUCCCUCCUGCUAAAACAAAGCAGUGGGAUCUCUCAUUUCCUCUAUGGGUUUGAUCUUGUGCAUAAAUACAUCAUAUUUAGCUUGUAUUGUUCUUGUUGUAUUGGUCAUUUACACGUUGUCUGUGAAUCCUUCCCCUUCAUGGGUUCACUUGAUUUCAGCCUCACUGUGAACUCCCAGGACUCGGCUGUGUUUAGACUGGGGGAGAUCCACUCGUAAAGCCUGCUCUCAUGCUUUGAACCAAGGCUAAACUUGCAGACCCUGAAUGAUUCACUUUCCUAACUCAGACAAGACAGGAUGAAUAACCGUCUCUUGUGAGCUCCCAUCGACCUGUUCCCUCAGUGAGUCACUCGUGUACAGGAUAAUGGAUCCAGAGAAUUGGACAGCUGUAGCAGCUCUGAUGACAGGAGGCGAGCGAUCCACCUCUGGAGCAACAAACCGUACAGCCUCCUGAAGACAAGGGGGCAAUAAUACAACACUUUUGCAAUGGAUAGUUCUUUUAUUGUGGAUUGUCAUUUUUCUUUGGAUUGCUUUUAUUUUCUUAUUGUAUUCGACUGAGAAGAAAAUUAAAGCCCACAGAAUCUGCACACAAAGAAAAGCUUAGUUACAUAAUUGUUUCGUUCUGUUGUGUCCUCUUACGCCCGGCGAACUCUGUCACUCAUCAAAAGGAUUUAUUAUCUCUCAUAACAACAUGACAGUGCUUGUGUUCUAUGUUCAAACCAACAGCAAACAACCAUUGUAGCCUCUGUGGGUGAUGGUGAUGUAGUUACCAGUUUUCUGAUAUGAAUGUGGAUUGUACCCGUAGUUGGACAGGGACCUCUCCAGUAUUGGCUCGGUGGCCGAGGGAACACUCUCUCCAGUGUUUCUUCAAUAUACUGAUAGAACCCACCACCACCACCUCACCCAACCCCCCCAAACCUAUCCUCUUUUUCUUUAAUUUCCCUUUUUUGUAAAUACUGUAUAAUGCAUUUUGAUAUCAUUGACAUGUUUUGAUAUGUCAGUCACUACCAAUGAAUACAGCUGAAAGUAAAUUAUAAAUAAGACUGUCCAUGUUUUUCUUAGAGAAAUGAUGCGCUGAUUUGGCUCACGUGGCUAAAGUUCCAUUCAAAUGUAUAGACUAUGGUAAUGGUAAAUGCAGAUUGUGAGCUAAAGGCUUGUACGGUGGGGAGGAUAGGACAGAGAGAGGACAGGACAAAGAGAAGCGUCCUCACUCUGCCCUUGUCUUCUUGCGUUUCAGCUGAAUGUUAGUUUUGGCUGUGAAUAAUCAGCAUUUGAAUAAUUUUUCUAAAGGGCAUCUUCUCACAAAAAAAAAACGUGUGACCUCAUAUUGCAGUUUUUAAUAUGAAGGAUUUUUAUCGAUUAAAGAAAACUUUUAAAAAGUAGAAAAUACUUAAGAGAACCUCAUUUUAAAUUAAGAAUAGAUCAAAAAGUAAUACUUAUGGUUGAAAACUGUGUCCUUUGCUAUUCGCGCCUGUAAUAGCAUUGUAUAGAUUGAAGCUCUCUUACCGAUCCUCUCUCAGUCCUCUGUGUAUAUCGAUUGUUGGCCAUCUCUGUACUUCUAUUGUGAUGUAUAAUACUGUACCAUUAGGAAGAUUUGCCGAUUGGGUGGGGUGGUUAUGUUGAGUCGGGGAGGGGGGGUUCAAGGGAAGGGGAUAUAAAUGAUUCUCCUGUACCGUUCAUGGUCCUUUCUGAUGACACGGCAGUAUUCAAUAUGAAGCAGUCUGUCUCUUGGGUUUGCUUUGUAUUUCAUGGUAGGGUAGUUCAGAUUCUUGUCUUAGGGACUUAGUUGUCUUGUGUAGGUAAUAAAGAUGUUCUUUGUAUGUUUCUUUAUAUUGUAAAGUUUCUUUAGACUGAAAGAAAAACAGAUAAUUUGCUUAUGAAAAAAGAAACGUUGCAUCAAUAAUAAAUGUCCUUUGAUUUUU